GUGACUUGCAUCCGUAAGCAAUGUCGUUUCUGCAUAACCUAGUCAAGAGUUUUAGGGAUGAACGUGCCCAAAGAGACAAAGCACGGGCUAUCGCAACCGAAAUCUUGAACACUUACGAUGAGCUCCAGAGUCUGGAUUCAUUGGCGCCAAGUCCAAAAGUCAACGAGCUUUUGACAAACCUGGUCGGGCUAUGCGCGUCCAGUCAAGAUGAGCGCGUUGUGAACAUGGUCCUCGGCUCUAAGCCUCUUCGGCGUGUUCUCGUGGAACUCCGCGACAUGUGCUCGACGGCCGAGUUCCACCUCGAGUCCCACUGGUCGAAGCGCAUCCACAAUCGCGAGGAGGCAUGCGACUCCUCUGGCGUUUGGGAGCCCGACGCCUGGGACCGCCUGCGGGCUUUCCCGUACUUCAAUAACUACGAGGAGUUGGUGCGAAUCGAGCUUGCGGCGAUAUAUAACGUCCUCCACACACCUCCGGCCAAGAUUGCCUACAUCGGCUCCGGACCCUUACCUCUAACUUCCUUUUGCUUGCUCCAAGCGCUGACAGAGGGACCAAAUCCUUGGGGUACCAAACGCGCUACUGAGAUCCUGAAUAUUGAUCGUAGCGCCGACGCUGUGGCUACUUCAAAGGCAUUGGCGCAAGACUUGGGUCUCGUCGAGAAGGGCAUGCAGUUUACAGUAUCCGAUGCUGAUGAUGAGAUAUUGAAUCUGAGGGGAUUUCCAGUCGUUUGCCUGGCUGCACUGGUCGGGUCGACACAGGGUGAAAAGGAGGAAUUACUCUGCAGCAUCGCGAGUCGAAUGGACGUUGGUGCGUUACUGGUGACGCGGUCCGCUUGGGGGUUGAGGAAGUGUUUGUAUCCUGAGCUGCAUAUCACCGAUCGGAUGUUGGAGCAUUUGGAAGUCUGUCUUGUGCUUCACCCCCAUGGGAAUGUCAUCAACUCAGUCUUAGUAGCGCGGGUAAAGCCUCGGGCUAAGUCUGGAUAGAGGUUAUCGAGCAGUUAUCGCAACAAAUGAUUUGGCCCUGAGCAUAUUCAAAACACUCGCAUUAUCGCGGGGUGGGAGUUUGGAGGGUGAUGACCUCACUACUUGAACCAUAUUUUGGAUCCUUAUUAUGUUGAUUCACCUUAAUUCGCGCCGUUAUCUCAUGGGAGGGUUUGAAAAGCUACUGACAAUAGGUGUCACUGAUGGCAAAGGUUACCUAAUAUCCAAUAGUGUCUUUGUACUCGGAUUGACAAUGACUUGCAGAAAUCUCUGAUUGUAGCCACUCAGCAC
Molecule: messenger RNA, 1268 nt
Organism: Pyricularia grisea
Lineage: Eukaryota; Fungi; Ascomycota; Sordariomycetes; Magnaporthales; Pyriculariaceae
Exons: 3
Coding region: 21-980 (319 amino acids)
Biological process (GO): nicotianamine biosynthetic process
Molecular function (GO): nicotianamine synthase activity
Source: RefSeq, a predicted model, not a curated record